UCAUAUUAAACGGUGAAUACUGACGUUCAAACCGAGUAACAUUCAUUUUAAUGUAACUAUGAAAUUUGCUUAUUCACAUAUAUCUAAAUUUUAACGUUCAAGACGGUUUAAAAAUCAAAUUUUGUACGUGAUCGAUAUGACAAAGUCAUAGUAGGUAUACCUCGGGCAAUAUGAAACAUUCAUAAAGAUAAACACUCACAUAGGCAAGGAAACGCGUAAAAUAAUAAAUUUUUAAUUAACCAUACAAAAUUCAUUAAAACUAAUAAAUACAAACUGACUCAUUUAAAACCACAUUAUUUUGAAUGAAAUUAUGGCCGAUUCUUAUGACUAUUUAUUUUGUGUGAUUUCCAUGAGAUAAGAGUUUUGGGUCAGACAAAAUCGUAUUUAAAGGAACUCCCGAGUUCGGUCGAGUUAGUCUUUCCAACAAAGGUUUGUUUAGAAGGAUUCGUCUGCAGCCAGUAUAUCAAGGUUUAAGGUCAAGAGUAUAUUUGAAAGAUGGCUGCGAAAGAAAAGAAGUCAUUUAUCAUAUACCUACUACUGAUUUCUUCUGUACUGUCACAGACAUAUGGUCAGAAUGGAUUUACUAAUGGGGUAGCCGGACACAGUGCAUCUUCAUUUAAACAAACACACUCGAACUUUUAUUAUCCAGCAACAGGAGCAAAUAUUUACCCACACCCGGCAGCCAAAGGCUAUUUACCAGUUUCCGCCUUAAAUUCGUACAGUUCUUAUCCAGUUAAUGGUCAGUACUGGACAGGUCAGCCAUACCAUUACGCCAACUACCAGCAAUAUCCUCAGUAUCAAAAUCAAGGGUUUUGGAAUUAUCCGGGAUAUAACCAAUAUUACCCACAGCAAUAUGGAUCCGCCCAUCAAAUGGCAGGGUAUAAUAGCUAUUAUGGACAGUAUCCUUACUUCGAUGCCCAGUACUGGACAGGAAACCAGUAUUAUCCAGCCCACGCGGCGCAAAUGUAUAUGCAUCCUCCGGUUUACAUGCAUCCGGUUCCGGUUUACCACAAACCGAUGUACUACAGAGGUCACCAAAUGAUGUAUAACGGUCACUACCCGUACCAAGCUGUACAAUAUCCGUAUUACGGCAACCAGUACGACAGGGGAUUUUUUGGAGGAACCGGUGGGGAUUUGGCAAAGGGACUUCUUGGUGCUUUAUUAGUCGGCGCAGUCGCUGGAACAGUAGCUCGCAGAGGAAAAUAAUUGCUUUUUUUAUAACUUACAUCUAUUGAUUGAUGAUUCUUUUUUUUAUCAGUUUAAACAUACAAUGUAUGUGAAAUGCAUUUGUGAAAGAUGUUUUCAAACUGUUUGUAUUUUUGUAAUAAAAAAUAUUUAUUUUUCAA
Messenger RNA from Ruditapes philippinarum (Manila clam), 1346 nucleotides. RefSeq lists its product as uncharacterized. The coding region runs from base 496 to 1206 and encodes 236 amino acids. The transcript is spliced from 3 exons. NCBI's taxonomy places the organism in Eukaryota, Metazoa, Mollusca, Bivalvia, Venerida, Veneridae. The record is from RefSeq and is a predicted model, not a curated record.